Chrysochloris asiatica (Cape golden mole) is the source of this 1885-nucleotide messenger RNA. It is a transcript of the gene EIF2D, whose product is annotated as eukaryotic translation initiation factor 2D. Gene Ontology annotation, molecular function: translation initiation factor activity; RNA binding. Gene Ontology annotation, biological process: translational initiation; formation of translation preinitiation complex. The record is from RefSeq and is a predicted model, not a curated record. Bases 1 to 1755 code for a protein of 584 amino acids. NCBI's taxonomy places the organism in Eukaryota, Metazoa, Chordata, Mammalia, Afrosoricida, Chrysochloridae. The transcript is spliced from 15 exons.
AUGUUUACCAAGGCCUUUCGGGUCAAGUCCAACACGGCCAUCAAGGGGUCGGACAGGAGAAAACUUCGGGCUGAUGUGACCGCUGCUUUCCCCAACAUUGGAACCGACCAGGUCUCAGAGUUAGUACCUGGAAAGGAAGAGUUGAACAUUGUGAAGCUGUAUGCUCACAGAGGGGAUGCAGUGACUGUGUACAUGAGUGGUGGUAACCCCAUCCUAUUUGAACUGGAGAAAAAUCUGUAUCCGACAGUGUACACUCUGUGGUCGUUUCCUGAUCUUCUACCAAUCUUCACAACAUGGCCUCCAGUACUCGAGAAGCUGGCAGGGGGAGCAGAUUUGAUGCUUCCAGGAUUAGUGGUGCCACCUGCUGGUCUGCCUCAAGUCCAGAAGGGCGACCUAUGUGCCAUCACUUUGGUGGGGAACAGAGCGCCCAUUGCAGUUGGAGUUGCUGUCAUGUCCACAGCUGAGAUGCUGACUUCAGGCUUGAAGGGAAGGGGCAUCUCUGUGCUCCACACUUACCAGGAUCACUUGUGGAAAUCUGGAGACAAGUCCUCUCCACCUUGCAUUGCUCCACUGACGGUGGAUCCCCCAGAUCUCGAUGAAGAGAAGGGCUCUGUCCAGGUGGACCCCGCCCUACAGGAAGACAUGAGGCGCCUGCAUGUGAAGGGAGAGGAAGAUGAGAAUGGAGAGGUUCCUCAGCUGUGUGAGAAGUCCCAGUCAGAAGCUUCAGAAGAUACCAGUGUCGGGGCUGUGAAUCCAGAUACGACAGGCAGUAAGACCCUUCAAGAGCAAAUGGAUAAACUCUUACAGCGAUGCUUUUUGCAUGCUUUGAAGAGCCGGGUCAGAAAGGCUGACCUGCCUUUGCUCACCAGCACCUUCCUUGGAAGCCACAUGUUCUCCUGCUGCCCUGAAGGACAACAACUGGAUAUAAAGAAGUCGAGCUAUAAGAAGCUCUCUAAGUUCCUGCAGCACAUGCAGCAGGAGCAGGUGAUCCAGGUGAAGGAGCUGAGCAGAGGGGUGGAGAGCAUCGUGGCUGUGGAUUGGAAACACCCGAGGAUCACAUCUUUCGUCAUACCUGAGCUCUCCCCGGUCUCCCAGACUGUCCAGGAAGGUAGCAGGGACCAGCCCUACCACCCUCCACAUAUAAAACCCCUCUACUGUGUCCCAGCCAACAUGACCCUACUCUUCCAGGAGUCUGGCCACAAGAAGGGGAGCUUCCUCGAGGCCAGUGAGGUGCGAACAGUCAUCAUUAACUACGCGAAGAAAAAUGACUUAGUGGAUGCAGACAACAAAAACUUCGUGAAGUUGGAUCCCAUCCUGUGUGACUGCAUCUUGGAGAAAAAUGAACAGCAUGCAGUCCUGAAGCUCCCAUGGGAUAGUCUCCUGACCAGAUGUUUGGAGAAACUACAGCCUGCCUACCAAGUGGUCUUCCCUGGACAAGAGCCCAUUGUGAAGAAAGGGAAGAUCUGUCCAAUUGACAUCACCCUUGCACAGAGAGCUUCUAAUAAAAAGGUGACUGUGGUGCGGAACUUGGAGGCCUAUGGGCUAGACCCGAGCUCGGUGGCUGCCAUUCUCCAACAGCGGUGCCAGGCGAGCACCACCGUGUCUCCUGCCCCUGGGACCAAGGACAGCCUGCAGGUGCAGAUUCAGGGAAACCAGGUUCACCACGUCGGCCGGCUGCUGCUCGAGGAAUAUCAACUCCCUCGAAAACACAUCCAAGGCCUCGAAAAAGCCCCCAAACCGGGCAAGAAGAAGUGACAGACAUACUUUAUGCGGUGGAUCCAGUAGAAAUCCAAGCUUGGGGCUGUUAAUUUAUAUGUGCGUUUUCAGCUUUUGCAAAUAAGAAAUAUAAUUCUUUACCAAAAAUAAAUUUUUAUUAAAACCUAAA